Molecule: messenger RNA, 624 nt
Organism: Heterostelium album PN500
Lineage: Eukaryota; Evosea; Eumycetozoa; Acytosteliales; Acytosteliaceae
Exons: 3
Coding region: 1-624 (207 amino acids)
Molecular function (GO): RNA binding
Source: RefSeq, a predicted model, not a curated record
AUGUUUAGUGCUUCAUCACCAGUAUUGCACAUUCGUAAUGUACCACCCGAAGCCACUGAAAAUGAUUUGAUUCAAUGUAUUUCACAAUAUUCCUUUGGAAAUCCAGCUGUUGCAGUAAGAUUACUUGAGAAAUAUCAACAAGCAUUGGUUGAAAUGGAUUCUGUAGACACUGCAUCUAGAGUGAUUAAAUAUGCUUUGGAAACACCGUUGCUCCUCCAUGAUCGAGAUCUCCAAGUCGGAGCGACUCAACGUCACCAACAACACCGACCGCACCAAAGACUACACCAAAUCGUUGCCAGUCAUCUUGCCACCGUACUUCCCACCCUCGAAUUCCGUUCCCACUCGUACCACCGUCCUAAUGGUGUACGGUCUCGACGAGAAUAUCAUCACAUGCGACCGUCUCUUCAACUUGCUCUGCGUCUACGGCAACAUCCAGAAGAUCAAGAUUCUGCCCAACAAGAAGGGUGCCGCCAUGGUCCAGAUGGAGGAUGCCCAACAGGCCGACACCAUCAUCAAGUACUACAAUCAGAUCUCGCUGUUCGGCCAGACCCUCUUGAUCCAGUACUCGAAGCAUCAAUCGAUCACCGACUCGCACAACCCAGAGACUCAAUCGCACAGCCGUGA